AUGGUCAACACGGAGGACUUUGAUCUGGUCAGCUUCUCAAGUGAGGCUAGUACCCUUUGGCAUACUGCACCCAGUCACGGCGUCUCAGAAGAAGGCCAGGGAAAUUUGGCUGGAUCCCAGAAAUCGAAGCCGGCAAGCAGCGACAGUUUCGCAGAACUUUACCAGUUUGCGCGGAAGAAGAUUCCAUCCUUGUCAGUUGCUACGCCAAAGCCGGCCAAUAAUGGGAUCGCGACCAUGGUUUCCGCCGCACGGCCUGCGUCUUUGCCAGUUGGACCUGAUAAGAAGUUCAACAUUGAGCAACCGACACCAGGCCGCCCAAAUGCAUUGAGUACGGAGAACAUCAGUCGACUAGAAGCUCAGGCGAAUGCUCGCACACACAAGGAAGACCUCCUUGGACUCUUCUUCAGUCAGGAAGAUGUAUCAGUACAAGCACCAUGCAGCCUUAAACCGAAGAUAGCCUCAUCGGCUGGCCUCAGAGGAGGCUCUGGCGAUCAGCUCAACAGCACCUCCUCUCCAAAUGCGAUCAGGUACGACGAGGCCUCACCACCUUCCUCCAGCAGUCCUGUUAGGUCCCCGCCCGAGCAAUCACCUUCUACCGCGGCGUGCGGGAGCACCCAGGAGACGAGCCAACCUUUCAAGAGCACCGCACGGGGAGCAUCCGCUACGCACGUCAUCGUUACAAACGGAUUCAACGGUUCACAUAUUCAAGCCUCAGGGGUCAGUCUAGAACAGGUCUCUCCUCAGUCGAGCAAAUCCCAGGCAGAUAUAAGACUCAAAAUGAAGGACGAUAUCAUUCAAGAUCUUCUGUCCCGCAACACUGAAGAGGCAAAGAUUAGCAAGCAAAAAAUCCACCACCUUGAGACUCAACUUGAACUCUGUUACAAGGAGCUGGCUGGGUUGAAGGCAAAGUUGAAGCGCCUGCCUGAAAUCAAGGCCGCCAACGACGAAACGAGGACGUUGCGGACAACGCUCGCUGCCAGAGAAAAGAAGAUCUGUGAGCUAGAGGAUGCACUGAAGAACGAGAAAGGACAGUGCGCAUUUUUCAUGGCUCAGUCGCAACAGGUAGAUGUGCUAAAGGAGGAGCUGAAAGCACUAAACGAAAAGUUGAAGAAGAAAACCUCAGAAGCGGACAAACAACGUCAUGAGAGCGAUCGUCUUAAAAAGGCCCAUGAACGGCUCAGCGAUACCUACCAAAGUCUUCGAGGCGCCGCUCAUCUCGUUCAACCGGACCCGAGGGAGAAGCUGCCUAGAGAGGUGUUCGCUUGUGUCGAAUGUUACGCCAUGAACGAAACGUGCGACUAUGGUACCACUUGCAACUACUGUCGCCAGAACAACUACAGAUGCAGACGGUUCCGCUGCAGUCUUCAGCAUGUCCUCAAGAAGGAGUGCGGUCCUCUGUGCGUUUUGAAACAUAGCCAGAAUGGCUGGCUUAUCCAGGAGAAGGCGCGACCGGAGUGGUGA
Westerdykella ornata is the source of this 1461-nucleotide messenger RNA. RefSeq lists its product as uncharacterized. The transcript has 4 exons. Bases 1 to 1461 code for a protein of 486 amino acids. The record is from RefSeq and is a predicted model, not a curated record. NCBI's taxonomy places the organism in Eukaryota, Fungi, Ascomycota, Dothideomycetes, Pleosporales, Sporormiaceae.